AUGAGUCUUGCUUCCUUUUACCCAAUUUGCAAUCUGGAGUCACUGUCAACUUUCAAUAAAACUACUUCCAGUGACUCUGGUUGGCAUUUCUGCGGUGGUUAGUUGAUCAAUGAAAACUGGGUUGUCACCGCUGCACAUUGUGAAGUGAGUACGAACGACUUUGCUAUUGUUGGUGCCCAUGACAAAAGCUCAAAAGCUGAAGCCAGCCAGAAAUCCAUGUCCAUUGCUAAGGUCAUUACACACCCCAAGUGGAACCCAUCCACCGUUAAUUAUGAUGUUUCUGUGGUGAAGCUUGCAACCCCCGUUCAGUUCAACAGUCAUGUGUCACCAGUCUGUCUCGCCGCUGUAUCUGAUAACUACCCAGAGGGCAUGAUGUGUGUCACAACGGGAUGGGGAAGGACUCGUGCUUAUCGUAUCAUGGUUAAUGCCAUGCUGCUCUACUGCUGUGCUCUACAGCUCAUUCUCUGCUUCGGUGCCAUCAGAGCUGAACUGGAUUCCAACGCCGUUAGAGAUGUGACCACAAAUGCCGACUUUACAUCCCUGAGCAGGGGCAAGACCCUAUUUUCUGCUGCAGCUGAUGUUUGA
Molecule: messenger RNA, 585 nt
Organism: Mobula hypostoma (lesser devil ray)
Lineage: Eukaryota; Metazoa; Chordata; Chondrichthyes; Myliobatiformes; Myliobatidae
Product: chymotrypsin-like protease CTRL-1
Exons: 6
Biological process (GO): proteolysis
Molecular function (GO): serine-type endopeptidase activity
Source: RefSeq, a predicted model, not a curated record